Messenger RNA from Jatropha curcas, 663 nucleotides. The record is from RefSeq and is a predicted model, not a curated record. Lineage: Eukaryota; Viridiplantae; Streptophyta; Magnoliopsida; Malpighiales; Euphorbiaceae.
UGAAUCAAGUUGAUUAUAGCCAUUUCUCUGGUCUCUUAAAGACAAAUGCAAAGAAAAUCUUCCAGAAGGGUUUCUUGAAAGAACAAAAGAGAAAGGAAUGGUGGUUUCUUGGGCACCACAGAGAGAGAUUCUGCAACAUGGUUCAGUUGGUGUGUUUGUAAACCAUGGAGGAUAUCAUUCAUUGCAGGAGAGUAUAUUGGGUGGAGUGCCAGUGAUUUGUAGGUCAGUUUGGGCAGAUAAUCAUAUAAAUGCAAAAAUUGCGGAGGAGGUGUGGGGGAUUGGAGUGAGAGUUGAAGAUAGAGUUAUCACUAAAAAUAGAAUGGUUAAGUGUUUGGAAAUGGUUUUUGAGCAGGAAAAAAUGAAGAAAAUGAGACAGGCAUGUGAUGAACUUAAACAAGUUUUGAUCAAAGCUGAUGGUCCUGAUUCUGUUGCUGCUAAGAAUCUGAAGACUUUGUUGCAGUUAAUUAGUGGCUAAAUUAGAGAGAAGAAGCACGUUAUUAUUUAUAUGUAUACUAUACUUCUAAAUAAUUAAGAGCAUACAUAUAAAAUGCGUAAGAAAAUAAAUUAAGAGCAGGUUGAAUUUUAAUUUUAAAUUUGUGGAUGAUGUACUAUGCAUUUUGUGAAAUUACUGUCAAAUAAACCGUACUUAAUUGCUAUUUGAUA